Molecule: messenger RNA, 901 nt
Organism: Sipha flava (yellow sugarcane aphid)
Lineage: Eukaryota; Metazoa; Arthropoda; Insecta; Hemiptera; Aphididae
Exons: 3
Coding region: 100-861 (253 amino acids)
Source: RefSeq, a predicted model, not a curated record
UUGAUUUGUACAAUGGAAAACGAUCUAGUAACAAGAAAAAAAAAAAGUUAGAUUGUCCAAAUUAAAAAAACAUAAAGGACAUAUAGAAGCGAUACACAAAUGGCGUUAAAUGAAUUAGGUUGUCAGACGUUACCUAUGUCGCGUGAAGAUUUUGAAGAAAAAAAAUUAGAGUUGUUGACAAAUUUGAAAUUAAAUAUGGUUGAAAUUGACGAAUUACAGCGUCGAACAGUUGAACAGGCGAAUUGUGUGAAAUGGAAAAAAGAGAGGUCCAAAAGGUUAACUGCGUCCAAUUUUGGGAAAAUUUGUAAAUUACGAAAAACCACUUCCAGGAAAAAUAGUGUAAUCUCAGUUUUAUACCAAUCAGAAUAUUUUCAUGGUACUGCUGCUACAAGAUAUGGGAUUCAAUUUGAAUCUAUUGCAAAGAACGAAUUUGAGAAGCUAUUCGGAUACAAAGUAGCCCCAGCUGGAUUGUUUGUUGACCCUCAUCUGCCAUUUUUGGCAGCAACACCAGAUGGGCUUAUUGAGGAUGAUUCAAUAAUAGAGAUAAAAUGUCCAUUUUCUAUAAAAAAUUUUACUCCCCAAGAUGCACACAAAGCAAAAAAGUUAAAGUUUAUGGAUAUGCAAUCGGGUAAACUAUUUUUAAAAAAAAACCAUUCUUACUACUACCAAGUACAAGGGCAGUUGCAUAUAACAAACAGAAAAUAUUGCUACUUUGUUGUAUGGACACCAAAAGAGAUUUGUGUACAUAAAAUUGAACGUGAUGAUGAUAUCUGGAAUAAUAAGAUGGAGAUGACGUUGUCAGAAUUCUACCUGGACCAUAUGUUGCCAGAAAUAUGUAAUCCACAAUAUUUAAAAACAUAACAAACUUACGACGUUCCUACUCAUUUUUUAAUCUUUUAUA